AUAGACGGAUGAGAAGACUAUAAAUGCAGCAGGCACUGUGCUGACCAGCUUUCUGAAGUAGGACACUAGCAAGAACACACAAAAUGGCAAAUGAAAUAUCUGUUAUCAUCGUGGGAGCUGUGUUCCUGGUUGUGUUGCUAUUGAUGGUACUGAUUUGCACUUCUGGUCAGAGAGAGAAGAAGAAAAACCACAAGGGAAAAGUUGAAUCUAGACUGCUGAAGUAUCUCUAUCAGUUCCUUCCCUGCUCCUCGCCUCCUUCCCUCCCAGGUCCUCCCAGCCUUUUCCUCAUUGGCAACAUGAUGGAGCUGACACGCGAUCAUCUGCCAAUUCACCUGACCAAUCUGGCACAGCAGUACGGAAACAUCUACCGCCUUAAAUGUGGAAACACAACCAUGGUGGUACUUAACAGUAGUAAAGUCAUAAGAGAAGCACUGGUGAAAAAAUGGUCAGACUUUGCUGGGAGACCAGUUUCAUACACAGCUGACAUUGUGUCUGGGGGAGGGCGCACAAUAUCCCUGGGGGACUACAAUGAGGAGUGGAGGGCACAUCGUCGUCUCGUCCACAGUGCUUUGCAGCGUUGCUGCCAGCAGUCAUUGCAUGACGUGAUUGAGAGACAGGCACUGCAUCUGAGAGAGGUUUUGAUGGACUAUCAAGGCAGUGCUGUAGAUCUCUCAGAGGAUUUCACAGUGGCCGCCAGUAAUGUCAUUACCACUUUGGCUUUUGGAAAAGAAUAUGAUAAGAGUUCUUUGGAGCUGCAGCAGCUGCACAGCUGCCUGAACGAGAUUGUCGCUCUGUGGGGCUCCUCUUGGAUUUCUGCUCUGGACUCCUUCCCACUGCUCAGAAAAUUACCCAAUCCUGUGUUUUCCCGUCUCCUGAAAGAGGUGGCCAGGAGAGAUGAAAUCAUAAGAAAACAUCUCAACAAUUACAAGCUGUCACAAGACAACAAAAACAAGUAUGCCAUCACAGGAUCACUCCUUGAGGGCCUUGACAAACAUCGGAACACAGAACAUGGUGUACUGACAGAUAUUCACGUUCACAUGGCCACUGUGGACCUUCUCAUCGGGGGAACAGAGACCACUGCAGCCUGGCUGAACUGGACUGUGGCCUUCCUAUUGCACAGACCAGAGGUGCAGGCCAAGGUGUACGAGGAGUUGUGCAGGGUACUUGAGGGACGAUACCCCAAGUACAGUGACAGACACAGACUUCCCGUUCUGUGUUCUCUGAUCCAUGAGGUGCUCAGACUCAGGCCAGUUGCCCCGCUGGCGGUGCCACACAGAGCCAUCAGAGACAGCAGUAUUGCAGGCUACUUCAUCCCCAGGAACACAGUCAUCAUUCCUAAUCUUUUUGGAGCUCACCAUGAUCCUGCAGUUUGGACUGACCCAUACAGCUUCAAACCAGAGCGCUUUUUGGAAGGGGGAGGAGGCUCCACCCGCGCCCUGGUCCCUUUUGGAGGGGGGGCUCGGCUCUGCCUGGGAGAGUCUGUUGCCAAAAUGGAGCUCUUUCUGUUCACUGCCUACUUGCUGAGAGAUUUCCAGUUCAUCCCUCCUGAGAGCGAGGCCUCUCUGCCCGACCUAAAAGGAGUUGCUAGUGUUGUACUCAAGAUCAAGUCUUACACAGUUAUAGCACAUCCCAGACGUGACUAAUCCUUGAACCACAGAGGGUGUACUGCUUUAAUGUUGUGUGUUUAUUUGUGCGCAAAUAAAUUAUUCAAAAAAAACUUUACCAUAUAAAAAUAAUAACAUAACCUUCAUAUGUAUGAUUUUCAUUGGUACUCCUUUACAUUUACCUGUAGUAUUGGAUAUCCUGAUUAAAAUAGUCUUUAAAUUUG
Micropterus salmoides (largemouth bass) is the source of this 1828-nucleotide messenger RNA. RefSeq names its product steroid 21-hydroxylase (gene cyp21a2). The record is from RefSeq and is a predicted model, not a curated record. The transcript is spliced from 12 exons. Bases 84 to 1643 code for a protein of 519 amino acids. Gene Ontology annotation, biological process: hormone biosynthetic process; progesterone metabolic process. Gene Ontology annotation, molecular function: iron ion binding; steroid 17-alpha-monooxygenase activity; heme binding. NCBI's taxonomy places the organism in Eukaryota, Metazoa, Chordata, Actinopteri, Centrarchiformes, Centrarchidae.